This is a messenger RNA of Mercurialis annua (annual mercury), 1107 nucleotides long. RefSeq lists its product as uncharacterized. The coding region runs from base 1 to 1107 and encodes 368 amino acids. NCBI's taxonomy places the organism in Eukaryota, Viridiplantae, Streptophyta, Magnoliopsida, Malpighiales, Euphorbiaceae. The transcript is spliced from 4 exons. The record is from RefSeq and is a predicted model, not a curated record.
AUGGAGAUGCUAAAUGAUGCUUUUGGUAUAUUAGAGGAUGGUGUAGGUUUGGGUAGGAGAGAUUCAACAAUGACUAACAUUGAUGGUUCUCUUGAAGAAGAUAAUAUAAAGGAGUCCCAUCCAAUCAUGGAAAAUUUUAAGAAGCUAAUAGAUGAUGCUAACAUGGAACUGUAUCCAAGGUGUAAACACUUUAAUAAGCUUUCUUUCAUAUUACACUUGUAUAAUUUAAAGUGUCGUUAUGGAUUACCUAAUGAGUUUAUGGGCGACCUGAUUAAGUUAUUGAAGCUUGCCUUUCCAGAAGAUAAGUCUGAUGAUGUGUGCUCAGUCUAUGGGGCUUCUUGUUGGAAAUCUUGUGAAAAUGACUCAAAUAAUGAUGCCUCAAACAAAAAUAUAAGAAAAAAGAAAAAUGUUCCAGCGAAGGUGUCAAGGCAUUUUCCUUUAAAGCAUAGGCUUCAAAGAUUGUUCAUGUCAUCCAAAACAUCAGAUUUGGUAAGAUGGCAUGAUAAAGAUCGUGUAAAGGAUGGUGUCUUAAGGCAUUCGACUGAUUCAGAUGCAUGGAAACAUUUUGAUUCUCUAUAUCCUGAAUUCGCUAAUGAUCCUUGUUGGAAUAUAUCUAGUUGUUUUGCAUGUCCUUCUUGUAAUGUUGACACAUGCUCUAAGCAACUAAAGAAAGGUAAAAUUUUUGGCUUCAUGGGUUAUCGACGCUUCUUGAAUAUCUGUCAUAGUGACUCAAAGUCCUUUGAUGGAACUAGAGAAUUCAGGGCUGCCCCUAAAGUACCUAGUGGUCUAGAAGUUUUGGAGCAGUUCAAAGAUAUCAGGGUUGCUUAUGGGAAGAAUAACAAGGAGGUUAGUGGGGUAAGAGAAAAGACAUGGAAAAAACGAAGUAUAUUCUUUGAGUUGCCUUAUUGGAAAUUUAAUCUACUUCGGCAUAAUUUUGAUGUAAUGCAUGUAGAAAAGAAUGUUUGCGAUAAUGUGGUUAACACAUUGUUAAAUGUGGAUAAAAAGUCUAAGGAUGGAUUGAGUGCACAUGAGAAAAAGUUAUUUUAUGAGGUUUUGGAGAAUGUAAAAUUUCUGGAUGGUUAUGCAUCAAAUAUAUCAAGACCGUGA